AUGGCCCCCUGUCCCCGGCCUGUCCCCGGCCUGGUCGGCAGCCCCCUUGGCCUGAUAUGUUUGUCCCUUUUGCUCUUCCCUGCUGCAGCUGGAACCUACUGCGAAUGCGGCCUUGGCCUCAGCCGUGAGGCCCUCAUUGCCUUGCUCGUGGUGCUGGCUGGGAUCAGCGCCAGCUGCUUCUUUGCCCUCGUCAUCGUGGCGGUCGGUGUCAUUCGAGCCAAGGGUGAAACAUGCCCCGGACACAUGGACAGAAGAUUGGUGGGGCGCUUUGGAGUCCAGGAAGACCGCAUGGACCUGCAGACGGUGCACGUGGAGUCCCACCUCAUGGACCCAGACCUGGAGGUCUCCAGGAUGCCGCCCCUGGAGGAGCAGGGCCUAAUGGCCAUCCCUAUGGACUCAGUGGUCCCAUCUGCCACUCUAGAGGAGCUAUCCUGUCCUCCCCCACCUGAGUAG
Molecule: messenger RNA, 453 nt
Organism: Rhinolophus ferrumequinum (greater horseshoe bat)
Lineage: Eukaryota; Metazoa; Chordata; Mammalia; Chiroptera; Rhinolophidae
Gene: TMEM210
Product: transmembrane protein 210
Exons: 4
Coding region: 1-453 (150 amino acids)
Source: RefSeq, a predicted model, not a curated record